AUGAAGCCUCGCCCAUGGCUGUCAGGCGUGCUCUGCCUGGCGCUGUAUCUCGCCCACUCGGCAGCCCUCGGAGACUACUCGUCGAUCUCGGCGAGGUCCCUGGGAAAAAAGAGGUUCACCAAAGGGUCUGUCCUACUGACCCAGACGGUCCCUCGCGUUUUGGCCUGCCUGGACUUGUGCCGUGGCUACGAGCUCUGCGUCGCCUUCAGCUACGAUGGAGUUUCGUGCCAGCUCAGAGACACCGUGUCGACCGUCGUCAACUCGCCAGUUUGGGUCUCAUACGUCAUCACUCAACAGCCUGACCUCAAUGUUUUGAUGGAUCCGUGUGCCGGCAGCCCUUGUCCGGCCGCCAAAGUUUGCGUGCGCUACUCGAUCCCAGCCAUUCUACCGUACCACCCUGAGUGGGCCCUCAACUUCUCGCUGCCUGGCUACGUCUGCACCGGUGCUACAGAUUUGCUUGCCCAGCGCGAUCAAGGCAAAAGCUGCCAGCUCGUGAGUUACUGGGACACGUGGAUGUCAGGCAACCUCAUUUCCUCUGAGGACGCGCCCUUCUACGAGGCUUUCGACCGCUGCUCCAACUUAGACUGCACGUCGCUAUGUUCCGAAUGGAGUGAGUAA
Messenger RNA from Hyalella azteca, 618 nucleotides. RefSeq lists its product as uncharacterized. The record is from RefSeq and is a predicted model, not a curated record. The transcript has 5 exons. Lineage: Eukaryota; Metazoa; Arthropoda; Malacostraca; Amphipoda; Hyalellidae. The coding region runs from base 1 to 618 and encodes 205 amino acids.